Molecule: messenger RNA, 4189 nt
Organism: Temnothorax curvispinosus
Lineage: Eukaryota; Metazoa; Arthropoda; Insecta; Hymenoptera; Formicidae
Product: RNA-binding protein 5-like
Exons: 8
Coding region: 237-2993 (918 amino acids)
Biological process (GO): mRNA splicing, via spliceosome
Cellular component (GO): nucleus
Molecular function (GO): RNA binding
Source: RefSeq, a predicted model, not a curated record
GAGGUACACGUAAUGAGUUUCGCUCGGCUCGUCUUCGCCAUAUUUUGCAGAUCGAACGAGGGGCUCGGCAACGCCAUUGUCUGCGCAUCACGUUAAUUUUCCGUUUGCGGUUCGCCGUGAAACAGCGAACAGCGAGCGUCGCAGAGUUGCCUGUCAUCAUCGAUCCGGAGCUAAGUUUGUUGCACGCGGGGGACGAGGAAUCGUUGCAGCGGAAAUUGAAUAAAUGUGCAAACGACAUGUACAGCAAUAAUAACAUCGACCCUUGGGAGCCUGGCUACGGGCCAGAAAGAAGAAGUCACAAUUCUGACUAUGACUACCGCAGUGAUUAUGGAAACAACAGGUCGCCGGAAUAUCCGGAUGUUGAUCACCGUGAUGUUGAUCACCGUGAUAGGGACCGUCGUAGUCCGGAUUACAGAAAUCACCGUGGAAGAGACAGAGACCGCGAAAGGGAUCGUUCGAGGGAUAGGAGAGAUCGUAGCAGAGACGAUCGUGAUCGCAGCUAUAGGGAUCGCGAGGAUCGUUAUGGGAGACAAAGAGAUAGAGACUCUGUUGAAAGAGAUAGGGAUAGGGAUAGAGACAGGGACAGAGAGAGAGACCGUUCCAGACGCGACAGGGAUCGGGAUAGAGAUAGGGACCGUAGGGGGAAACGGGAGGAUCGGGAUCGCGAUCGCGACGACGAUCAUAGUCGAGAAAGUUUGGACUUUGAGCAUGACCAUGGUCGUGCCUAUGGCUCGUCCAUGGAAGGGAUCCACUACAAAUCACAAUCGCCCAACAACACCAUAAUGAUACGUGGGCUCGCUCAGCAUAUUACUGAAAAUGACGUGCGGCAAGACAUCCUCAACUGUGGUCUCAUGCCUAAGGACAUCAGGCUGAUUCGAAAAAAAGAUACAGGUGCUUCGCGAGGUUUCGCAUUCGUCGAGUUUAACGCGACUCAGGAGGCCGCACGAUGGAUGGAGAUGAAACAGGGAGUGCUGAUGCUGCAGGAUCAAUAUCGCGCACUGAUGCAGUACAGUAUACCGAAAGAGUGCCAUGUGGAUAAACCGCCGGCGAAAAAUACGCAGGAUUGGCACUGUGUUAAGUGUGGGGCACACAAUUUCAAACGACGUGAGACUUGCUUCAAGUGUUCCGCCUCGCGAGCGGAAAGCGAGGAGGGCGGAGAAGGUAGCGACGAAAUCAGCCCGCAUCCCACGAACACCGUACUUUUACGGGGAUUGGAUGUGUUAACGACUGAGGAUUCGGUUCUACAAGCGAUGAAGAAUCUGUCGUCGAUGCCGAUACGUAGUAUUCGCAUCGGUCGCGAUUCUCUCACAAAUACAUCCAGAGGAGUGUGCUAUCUGGAGAUGGGCAAUGUAGUAGAUGCCAUGUACUUGCAUACCGCGCUCACAAAACAAGGACUGGUGGUCGACGGCAGGAAAGUGGAGAUAACGUACUGUAAACUUCAUCAAAUUAAUAAUACGAAUGCGUGGAAGUCGAACGACACUCAGCCACAGAGGUACACCUUGGACGACGUAGCUCAAUUAGCUGAAUACAGUGCCAACUUGUAUGCCAAAACGCCUGCACAAAAGGCCCAUUAUCUUCAGUAUUACACGCAGUACUAUCAAAAUCAAAUAAUGCAGGGUUCGGCGAUCACAUUGCCGUCCCUGAAUCAAACAGACCGAGUUAACGCGGCCGCGGCGGUAGCGCAGUCCGCUAUACAACAAUUGCAGGCAUCUAGAAAGCUAGGAAGUGAAACCGACGAAGUGAAGGGACGGCCGACCCCUACAGCACCCACCAGUACGGCAUUAGCCAGUGGAAGGGUUCCCGCACACUCCAGCGAUGGGAAAGUAUACUCUGUACCGGACGUUAGCACUUAUCAUUAUGACGAAUCAUCUGGCUACUAUUAUGAUCCUAGCACGGGAUUAUAUUACGACCCAAACUCACAAUAUUAUUAUAACAGUCAUACGCAACAGUUUCUUUAUUGGGACGCCGAAUCAUUCUCUUAUCAACCAGCUAAGUCUACUGCAAGUACGACACAGGGAGCUACAAACACGAUAACAGCGACAGCAAGCAGUACAGAUUCCGCGAGCACGAUCAGCAAUCAAGCUGCUUUGUCGGCCGCUAAUGCGGCUCAGGAGGCGUUAAAGGAGGACGAAAGUAAGAAGAAAGACAGCAAACAGGACAAAGUGAAAGUAGCGAAGAAAAUAGCGAAAGACAUGGAACGUUGGGCAAAGACUUUGAAUCAGAAGAAAGAGAACGCCAAGAGUAAUUGGAACUCUGAGUUUGCCGGUAUGGAUGGCAAUCAAGGUAUCGGAAGUGGCGCGGCGGACGCGGGAUAUGCUAUCCUGGAGAAGAAAACUAUCGCGAAUCCUUAUCACGAGGACGAAGAUCAAAGCGGUAAUGGAUUGGUAGCUGCUUACGGAGGCGGUAGCGAUACAGAGGAGGAGAUAGAAGACGUGCAACAGGAAGAGAAACAACACACGGAUUGGAGUAAGCUGGCAUGCUUACUUUGCAAACGACAGUUUCCAAGCAAGGAGGCGUUACUCCGUCAUCAACAGUUGUCCGAUCUUCACAAACAAAACCUGGAAAACUGGUACCAAGUACGCGGUCUGGAUCCCAAUGAUCCGCAACAGAGGAACAAUAAAUACAGAGACCGCGCCAAGGAAAGGAGGGCCAAGUACGGUGAACCUGAACCACCGCAGCCCAACAAAUUGAAAGAGAAAUACUUGAAGACGAGAGUGGAGGACAUGUCAGUAUCUUAUGAGGAACCUACACGAGCCGGUAUUGGAUCCGAUAAUGUCGGCAAUAAAUUACUGCAAAAAAUGGGCUGGAGCGAAGGAAUGGGAUUAGGAAAAUCGAAUCAAGGUAGAACUAGUAUUAUCGAAGCCGAGAGACGCGUCCCUACAGCUGGCUUAGGAGCGAAGACUUCGUCGUACAGCGCGUUACCGGGCGACACCUACAAGGACUGCGUGAAGAAGAUGAUGUACGCGCGAUACCAAGAAUUGUCUGACACGUAAUACGUAGGAUAUGGUUAAAAUAGAUUUUAUAUAUACACACACAAGUUCUUGUACUCCAUUUUCCAUAGACACAUAAUUACACGCUCGUAUUGUUAUCAUUCGAAUAUUGUAAUAGCAAUUUACUUAUAACUGCACAGUGAUAGUCAAUUCUCGGGGACUGUUGCAUUCGCCAUGCAAUACGCAUUUUAUACAUCCUUGUGCAAAGUCCCGUCCUCGUGUGCUUUAAUGAUGUUCUAUAUCUAUAAUACAUUUCUUUUUUUUUCUGUAAUAUAUACGGUACACUGAAAUACAAUAUAUUGUCAAGGUAUACACGUACACACAUACGCGCCAUUUUAUUUAUAUAACAUCAAUGUUACUCGCAAACUGAAAACUAAUCAGAUCAUAUUUCUGGUUUUUUCGAGGAUGCAUUUUCCGCACAGAAUCACUCUGUCAAACUAUGAUUAUUAUAUCAUUGACAUCAUUGUGCAAUGCAAUAAUAUUUGCCCACGAAUAAAUUAUACAUAAUUGAAUAGUAGUAAAAAAUUCUUGGCAAACAAAUAUAAUCUUGUUAAAAAUGAUUCUUGAGUUGUAUUUAGCAAGUUAAAUUAUUUGGAACGUGAAAAUGUUUUAUGAUUUAACAAGUUAUAUAAAGUUGUAUUAAAAAUAAAUAUCAUUAUGAACUAUGAACAUUAUUACAUUAUGCAAAAUAUCUGUAGUAAUUUUUCUUAGUACCGUCUGCAAAGUGUCUUGCUUCACGAAAAUAUCAUUAACAGUGAAGUCAGUUUUAUGAUAUUUUUGUUAAAAAGAUUGUGUGAUCUGUUGUUUACGCAAUUCAAUAUGUUUGUCUUCAUAUGUAUUGGCGCAUCUUAUAUUUAUUAUAUCAUCGAAGUCUAGAAUUUCGCAUUCAUUUAAUCUAAUUAAACUGGAUAUAUUAAAGAUAUUUAGCAUCUUGGUUAUUCUCGUACACACAUAUAUACAUUUAUUUUUCUUUUUUGUUACAGUUUUUGGAGGUAAUGCAUUAUAUUUAUCACUGUAUACAUUUCUAACAUCGUUUUUGUAAUUUACUUUUAUUUUUCUAAAGUCAUCGACGUCAUCGUGCAAGAUUCAUGUAUUAAAUAAUAGACGGAAAAUUAAUGAAUGUACAUGCAGCGUUAUUACUAAUAUACAUAUUGAGAACAUGUGAUUUUUUUCGUAAUAGAUUAAACUUUAUAAACUUA